Mangifera indica (mango) is the source of this 726-nucleotide messenger RNA. RefSeq names its product RNA-binding protein 24-A-like. NCBI's taxonomy places the organism in Eukaryota, Viridiplantae, Streptophyta, Magnoliopsida, Sapindales, Anacardiaceae. The record is from RefSeq and is a predicted model, not a curated record. The transcript is spliced from 6 exons. Bases 1 to 726 code for a protein of 241 amino acids. Gene Ontology annotation, molecular function: RNA binding.
AUGGCCUGUGGUAGUAGUAGUGUUGUUGGUGAUGGAAGUGAUGUAACUUAUAGAAAAAUAUUCGUGGGAGGACUUGCCUGGGAGACUCAGAGUCCAGCUCUGCGGCGUUACUUCGAGCAGUUUGGCGACAUUCUUGAAGCCGUCGUCAUCUAUGACAAGAACAACGGUCGUUCCAAAGGCUACGGUUUCGUUACAUUUCGUGAUCCAGUCUCUGCUGAGAGAGCUUGCUCUAAUCCCAACCCCUUGAUUGAUGGUCGCAGAAUAAACUGCAAUCUAGCCUACUAUGGCCGAACCCGGCCUCCUCCACCUUUUCCAGGCCGUUUCAGAACUACAACUACAAUUCCUGCCAUUGAAGGUAUUCCCAACACACCGUCCAGCUAUGGUGGAGCUUUUGCUCACUAUCAUCGACCAUUUCCCUAUACUUACCCAUCUGGGUUUGUGUAUCCUCAUUACGGAUACCUGCCAUAUGGCCCAGGCUAUGGGUAUCCUCAGGAUGUGUAUAAUCGUUAUCCAGGUCAACAGUACCUUCAAGGAUAUGGGGGUCCCUCUGCUACAAUCAGCUCUCCAUACCCGUAUGGACAAAUUGGUCUUCCACCUCAUCCGUCCACUCAUAGUCAUCAAAACAUACCUCCAUAUCCAAUGCCGGCUCGCAAUUUGGUGCCUUAUGGUGGCAUUCCUACGAUGCCAUCACCAUAUUAUGCUCAUUCCAUUCCGAGCUUUAUCUGA